Messenger RNA from Dama dama (fallow deer), 4163 nucleotides. It is a transcript of the gene DLGAP5, whose product is annotated as DLG associated protein 5. Gene Ontology annotation, biological process: chromosome segregation; mitotic spindle organization; signaling. The record is from RefSeq and is a predicted model, not a curated record. Gene Ontology annotation, cellular component: cytoplasm; nucleus; spindle pole centrosome. The transcript has 19 exons. The coding region runs from base 148 to 2583 and encodes 811 amino acids. NCBI's taxonomy places the organism in Eukaryota, Metazoa, Chordata, Mammalia, Artiodactyla, Cervidae. Gene Ontology annotation, molecular function: microtubule binding.
UACCUCCAAUCAGCGGCUGUGUGCGGGAAGUUUGAAUUUUUUCGAUUCUUGUGGUAGACGUUCCUUCUUCGGAGGCGGCGGUGGUCUUCCGGGCCCAGAGAGUUCCUUUUAGUUUGGUUGAGGUUUAACGCUAGAAACUGCCUCAGGAUGUCUUCAUCACAUUUUGCCAGUCGGCACAGAAAGGAUUUAAGUACUGACAUGAUUAGAACUAAAAUUGCUCAUAGAAAAUCACUGUCUCAGAAAGAAAACAGACAUAAGGAAUAUGAACGAAAUAGACAUUUUGGUUUGAAAGAUGUCAACAUUCCAACCUUGGAAAGUAGAAGUCUUCUUGAAUUAGAUGAGACAUUUCAAGAGCUUGUUCCAGAAAAGGCCAUUAUCAAGCCAAAGUCAACAAAAACUGUUGUCUUUGAUCAACGAAAACAGAUGCUCCAAAAAUACAAAGAAGAAAAACAACUUCAAAAAUUGAAAGAGCAGAGAGAGAAAGCUAAACGAGGAGUAUUUAAAGUGGGUCUUUAUAGACCUGAUAUGCCUUGUUUUCUUUUCUCAAACCAGAAUGCUAUGAAAGCUGAGCCAAAAAAGGCGGUUCCAUCUUCUGUACGGAUUACAAGGUCAAAGGCCAGAGACCAAAUGGAGCUGACUAAGAGUGAUAAUGGGAUUGAUGUUCGAGCAAGCCGACCUGGUCAAAGACAGACUUCUGAAAAGAAAGUGUUGGACAAAGAGAAAAAAGCUGUACAACCUGUAAUGCUGCCAGUGAGAAUGACUCGAUCAUCUACUCAAGCAGCAAAGCAGAUUGUCAAAGAAAUCCCGUCUACAGCAGCAAGAAAGCCAGAGACAAGGGCUAUUAAUGGUAAUGAAGCAGACAGAAAGGCACCAAAUCAAGGAAAACCUGCCAAAAAGAUAGGAACAAAACUUGACAAGGUCAUUUCUUUUAAAGUUGAUAAUGAAGAAAAUACUUUGGAUUCACAAACCAGGGCAACAAAUGGAAUGAAUACAGAUGGAGUCUUAUCAAAAAUGGAAAAUUUAUCUAAGACAAACAGUGCAAAAAUGAAAGGGAAGAAUUCCUUUGCACCUAAAGAUUUUAUAUUUCAGCCACUAGAUGGUCUGAGGACCUAUCAAGUAACACCUAUGACUCCCAGAAGUGCCAAUGCUUUCUUGACACCCAGUUAUACCUGGACCCCGUUAAACACAGAAGUUGAUAAGACUGAAGCAACAAAAGAAAUCUUGGCACAAAAAUGUAAAACUUUCUCUGCCAAAACAGUACCUCAAGAUUCAAGUAAAUCACAGUGUCCUUUGGGUUCUCUAACAGUUUGGAGUAAAGAACAUGUCUCAAAUAAAAAUGAAACUACUAAUGAAAGUUCAAAUAGCCUUUCAGUAAAAGAAGAAGUCCCAUCACUUGAAGUAAAUGAAGAUCAGUUAUCUCAGCCACAACAUGAUGUGCCAUAUUUCAGAAAUAUUCUCCGGUCAGAAACUGAAAAGUUAACUUCAUACUGCCUUGAGUGGGACAGAAAACUUGACUUGGACAUUCCAGAUGAUGCUAAAGAUCUUAUUCGCACAGCAGUUGGUCAAACAAGACUCCUUAUGAAAGAAAGGUUUAAACAAUUUGAAGGACUUGUGGACAAUUGUGAAUAUAAACGUGGUGAAAAGGAGACUACUUGUACAGAUCUGGAUGGAUUUUGGGAUAUGGUUAAUUUUCAGAUAGAAGAUGUAAACCAAAAAUUUAGCAAUCUGACCAAACUUGAGGAAUCUGAAUGGCAAAACAAUAACAAUACAAGCAAAAAAGUUUUUCGGAAAAAAGUUGUCUCAGGUAUAGCAAGUAAACCCAAACAGGAUGACGGUGGAAGAAUUGCUGCUAGAAAUCGCCUCGCUGCCAUAAAAAACGCAAUGAGAGAGAGAAUUAAGCAGGAGGAACAGGCUGAGGCAGCAGCCUCUGUAAUGCCAAAGGAAGUGGAUAAAAUAGUGUUUGAUGCUGGAUUUUUCAGAAUUGAAAGUCCCAUUAAAUCAUUCUCAGGACUUUCUUCUGAAUGCCUUUCUCAAAGACUUAAAACACCUAAGUCAGUCAGCAAAACUGUGUCUGAGACCAGGGCUGAGAUGGGCCUUGUAAGACAAACUACAUCACCAGAGAAUCCUGAUCCUCAGGGUGCCAAAAGUGAACCUGUUGAUAAGACUUUGAUUUCAAAUAUUCCUGGAAACAGAAACAGCACAGGAGAAGAUGCUAAGUGUCUUGGUUUACAAGAUUUAAUUGAAAUAAACCAUGGUAUAAAUAAGAUAAACUUUGAGAUUGGUUGUUUAUCUAGUGAAAGAAUGAAUUUGGCUCUCCAUGCUAGCAAAGUAGCAGAUGAUAUUAAUACCAACAAAAAGGAAGAAAUUUCAGAUGUUGUGGAAGGAAUGGAACUAAAUUCAGUUACAACACAGGAUGUUUUGAUGAUUAGCCCUGAAAAAAAUAUACAAUCACAAAAUAACAUCUCAUGGGAAGAAGAAACGAAAACUUCUCAGUCAGUAUUAUGUGAUAAUAAAAGUCUCACUACUGAAUGCCAUCUUCUUGAUUCAAGCUGUCUGAUUCGUAUUCAUGGAUGCUGGCACUGAAUAGUAGGACAUAAAUGGAAGAGUGCUCUCUUGCCUACUGAGUGUUUGCAGCAUUGGUUUUCAGCCCUACUCCUGGAUAUUUUUAUUUCAGUGAUCUGGUUUUGGACGUUCACCAGGCAAUUCAUGUAGCCAGGGUCAGCAACUCUGGUUUACAGCCUUACCUUGAAAUUUUCCAGGAACAAUUGUUAAAAUGAGUCAGGGAAUGGGCUUUUUUGCUAAUCUUGAAUCUCAGAAUAUAAAAAAUUCAUUAAGGCAAAUGUAGGAUAAAACAGCAACAGUUUUUGUUAAUCUCAUGAAGCCUGACAAAGGCUUGGCUUUCUAAAGCCACUAAUUCCUUAAGGACCUCUGACUAUGUUGACUCUUACUAUGUUUUAAAGCUGCCUUCUCCGUAGUCAGCCUUCUGGGCUCGCUGUAUCUCAGGAGCAGAAUGAUUACUGUGACGUGCACUGUUCAUUCUUGGCCUUAGCCUCCUUUACUCAGAGGCUGACACUUAAAGGACAGGGAUUUCAGCAUGAGGCCAGUUUAUAGAAACCUGAUUUAAUCUUGUUCCCAGUUCUGAACUCUGAAUGAUUGGUUCUGAUAAUAUAUGAUAUUAUAAGUAAGUCUAGAAGUUAAUCAUAAUAUUCUGUUUUUGAUAUAUUAGUAAUAAAAUUGCUUCACAGUUAUACAUUUUAUUGUUGAUAAAUCUUAGUAUCUUAUAACUUAGUCUCCCUGUGAGUUAUUUUCCAUUCCCAUAAAUACUAGAAUUUAUAUUCUAGGAUUUUUUAAAUAGGUAUACCUUUAGACCCACAUUAUUACUAGCUCUGUGCGUCAUUUAAACCUGAAGUAGGGCUUGAGGGAGAACAAAGAGAAGGAUCCUGGCAGGAUCACACCAGUAAAAGACCUGUUAAUUACAAUCAUGUGUACUAGGAUGUGUGGAAUCUGCAUAAGUGGCCUCAGUUUUAUUCAUCCUGCAUGUGUUACUGAAGUCUGUCACUUUUUAAGGCAUGUAUUCCUUUUUAAAAUUUUUUAUUUUUUUUUAAAUUUAUUUUUAACUGGAGGAUAAUUGCUUUCCAAUGUUGUGUUGGUUUCUGCCACACAAAAGUGUGAAUCAGCCAUAAGUAUACAUAUGUGCUUUCCCACUUGAAGCUCCCCCUCACCUUCCACCCCACCCCACCCCUCUAGGUUGUCACAGAACAUCAGGUUGAGCUCCCUGUGUUAUGCAGCAACUUCCCACUAGCUAGCUGUUUUAUAUAUGAUAAUCUAUGUUUCAGUACUUCUCAAUUUGUCCCACCCUCUCCUUCCCCCACUGCAUCCAGAAGUCUGUUCUCUAUGUCUGCAUCUCUGUUCCUGCCUUGCAAAUAGGUUCAUCAGUACCAUUUUUCUAGGUUCCAGAUAUAAGGUAUAUAUUCCUAAUAUACUUUUCAAUUAAAAAAAAAACUAUAUUUUGAAAUUAGAUCCAUGGAGGGUAGCAUAACAUUAUGUUACUAAGAAUUUUAUCAUUGUGUACAAAAAAUGUCAUUUAUAUUAUUAAUUAAUCCACUGAAAAUUUGAAAGAUUGAACACUCACUUGAUAAAACUCUUGAUAGUUACUUUAGUGG